UUUUAUCAUGUCAUUCACACCGUACAUCUUUCCAUCUUCUCUCUAUUUCCUUGAUUUUGUCUCCUUUUGUCACCUUUACAAUUGAGAGAGAGCUCUGUGAAGUCCAUCAAGUCGCUAUGGAGGGAAGGAGCAGUUCGGGUAGGGGCGUGAGUUAGAGAAGAGGUGGGGAUCUCGAUGGCAGAUCUGUUCCUUUUUCUCCUUCUUCCUUCUUCUUCAUUUAAUGAUCCUAGCAAAUCCCAUUAAUAAAACCCACGACCUGAGUUGGCGUUACCUGCGUUAUGUGACGUUUCUUCAUUGGUGAGGGAUUGAAGAUUGGAACUUAGAGUACUUAUUAAGGGUUUGAUCGUUGGGUAGAACAGAGAGUGUAGAGACCUUAAGCCAAAAUAUAUAUUUGUCUGCAUUUUCCUCAAGUUUGUGAUUGUUACAGGUGAUUCGCUUUAAUGGGUACUAUGAUGAAGUCUCCAAGGAGUGAUAGAGACAGAAUCAGCAAUCUUCCGGACCCUGUUAUCCAUCACAUUCUUUCUUUCCUCGAAAUGCAAGAACUUGCAAACUUUUCCCUUACCUCGAAAAAGCUAAGAGAAUUCUGCAUAUCCAUUCCUUUCUUGACUUUUGAUGGCUUCUUAUGGGAAGACAGAGGUCUAAAGGGUGAGUUGAUAAAUUAUAUGGACAGAUUGUUUGCUGUUCGAAAAGGAAUGGAGACCCAACGCGUAACUAUUCGCUGGCCUUUUGCCGCUGCCAAUGCUGAUGAAAAAUUCCGUGUUGUUACGUGGCUGUAUAAUGCAAUAGCAUGUAAGGUUCAGUUGCUUCAUCUCGAAAUCCUCCUCCUCAAUAGAGAAGAUGUUUUCUCGUUGCCGCUUCCUGUCUUUCAUUGUGAAUCAUUAAAGGAAUUAAAAGUAGACUUGGAUGGAGGCAUUCUUGAUAAAUUUCCCCUCUCAGGUGGCUUCUGCAAUCUCAAAUCCUUAUCUUUGAAAAAUCUUAAAAUUAGUAAUGAGGCUUUUGGAGAGUGGAUUUCAUCUUUCUGUAAGAACCUUGAAAAAUUAUUGCUUGCUUACAUUGAUGGGGUAAAGAAUAUUAUCAUCAAUAGCUCCACUCUUAAAUUUUUGACCAUUAAAGCUUAUUUCUCUAGUAGUCUCUGCAAUAUUAGCAUAUCAGCAGAAAUGCUCAAUGACUUUAUCCUGGGUUGGGAAUCUCGUUGUUUUAACGGCAAGUCAUUGAAAAUCUUUGCACCAAAACUUGUUUAUCUGAAGUGGGAUGGAUAUCUUGUGGAUUUUUAUUGCUUGGAAAACUCUAAGCAUAUACAGCGCAGUGCAAUCAAUCUAACGCUGGAUCCUUCAUUAGAUGGGCAUGAUAUUUCUAUUGAUCAGAACUUGACAAGACUACUUCACAGCAUAUGCACGAGUAGAACUCUAAUUUUAGCCUACGAAUGUAAUAAGAUUUUGUUUAAGCAGGGUUGCCUACCAUCUCUCUUCUGUAAUUUGAGCUGCUUAUUAUUAGAUACCAUCAAUUUAAAUGAUGAUUUGGUGCCUGCUAUAGCUUGCUUUCUCAAAGGAACACCUAAUCUGAAGACUCUUCACAUAAAAAACAAGAACUGCCUCUUUGCAGAUGAAUUAACGAAGUUGAAAUCAAAUUCAUAUGCAUUUACCAUACGAUAUUGGGAAUCUCAAAACCUAGCUUUUGUUCAUCAAUUGGAGGAAGCAACCAUAGAGCUGUUUGACAAAGGGGAUAAUGAGUUGGAGCUGAUAAAGUACUUGCUCAAGCAUGCUAGAACUUUGAAGAGGAUGACAAUCCUUUAUUCUUCUUCCUUUCCAUCAGUCUUCAAUAAAGAGGUAGAUGAUUACAGGAAGACUUCUACUGCUGAAAUAGUAUACAUAUAUAUAUAAGAUGCUGGGAAAUUUACUUAACCUUAAGCCUGUGAUGCCAUCAAGUAGAAACUGUGAUCUUUUUGGUUUGUGCUUAUGAAACUUGUAUGAUGAGAAAUUUCCAAAACUUUACAAAA
Messenger RNA from Hevea brasiliensis (rubber tree), 1996 nucleotides. RefSeq names its product F-box/LRR-repeat protein At4g14103-like. The record is from RefSeq and is a predicted model, not a curated record. Lineage: Eukaryota; Viridiplantae; Streptophyta; Magnoliopsida; Malpighiales; Euphorbiaceae. Gene Ontology annotation, molecular function: protein binding. Bases 441 to 1880 code for a protein of 479 amino acids. The transcript has 4 exons.